Molecule: messenger RNA, 1123 nt
Organism: Eucalyptus grandis
Lineage: Eukaryota; Viridiplantae; Streptophyta; Magnoliopsida; Myrtales; Myrtaceae
Product: lipid phosphate phosphatase epsilon 1, chloroplastic
Exons: 4
Coding region: 91-969 (292 amino acids)
Biological process (GO): protein N-linked glycosylation; lipid biosynthetic process
Cellular component (GO): intracellular membrane-bounded organelle; endoplasmic reticulum membrane
Molecular function (GO): dolichyldiphosphatase activity
Source: RefSeq, a predicted model, not a curated record
AUAUUCGGAUUCCGACGUGUUGAUUAAUUUUGGCCUCAAUUCUCAUACUCGUAUGUUCCCCACGUUUCUCUGCUCCCACGUUGACCCAAGAUGCCCUGUUCCGUGACUACUGUCCGCCACCCGAGUUUCAGCGCUUUACCCAAGUGGUCUUCUUCGUCAAAGAUCAAACCUUUGAGGCGGAAUCCCACUUUGGCGUUCGAUUUCCGCCGCUUGAGAUCGAUCGGCCAUGGUGGGUCUGGCGCGAGCGUGCUCGCUCGUGGGAAAGGUGGAGUCUUGAGUCGGGGGCCCAUGGCCGAGACCGUGAGAGCUGCUUCUUUUGGGAGCGGCAGCGGCAGCGGCGGCGGCAGCGGCGAAGAUAUUAGGAUUCUUGAACAGGAAGGUUUUAUUGAUGGGUCGGCCGGUUUCGCGGCUGGCGGUUUGGAAUCGACUCUUAAUCGUCUGAGCAAGUGGCUCGUUGCUGGUGUUUUUGGUGCCAUCAUUUUAUUGAGGCAUGAUGGUGAGUCUCUGUGGGCUGCGUUGGGUUCGGUUGUUAAUAGCAUGCUCUCGGUCGUACUCAAACAAAUAUUGAAUCAAGAAAGGCCAGUGUCCACCCUGAGAUCUGACCCUGGGAUGCCAUCUUCACAUGCUAUGUCUAUCUUCUUCACAGUUGUGUUUGCCAUUAUAUCAGUAUGCGAAUGGUUUGGAGUUAACGAGAUUACUCUGAUUAUCAGUGGGCUUAUUUUGGCAUUUGGUUUAUAUCUGUCAUGGUUACGGGUCUCGCAGCAAUUGCAUACAAUCAGUCAGGUGGUCGUGGGCGCCUUCUUGGGGUUGGCUUUUUCCGCAUUGUGGUUUUGGUCUUGGAGUGCUUUCAUGCUGAGAGCUUUUGAAUCGUUUUUGUGGGUUAGAAUCGUGGUUAUUCUGUGCGCAUCUUGCUUCUGCCUCGGGUUCCUUUUGUACGUAAUUCGGUACUGGCUUCGUGAUGAAAGAUGAACUUCAAACUAUGGUUCUAACGAGAUGAUGACAUCGAUUCAUUCCAUAGCUGCCACUCUCCCGACGGAGUCCGCACAAUGUCAGGAAAAUUCGUUGGAAACAUUCAUUCUUUUGGCCUUAAUGGUUGAAUGCACCAAAUGCAACUUUUACCGAC